CUGCAGCCCUACAUGUGAAUUAAGUUGGAGUAAUAACAAUUUUUGGGCGCUUUGGAGGAGGAGCUUUCAAAGAGAAAAGCACCACAUCUGUUUUUUGGAUCAUGGUCAUGGAGAACAUGCAAAGGUCUGCGGUUCUGCUCUGUGUCUUGGCUGUGGGACUUGUUUUCUGUGGAAUUUCGUCUGCCUCAGACAGAUAUGUGUCUUUGAAAGAACACCAAACAGACAAUACCACCUUGUCAUCACACCUUCACCCCAAGCUAUACUUUGAUCAGACAGAGGUGCGUUUCAUGAAACAGAGGGCCACCACCACGCAUAGACACAUAUUCAAAGUGAUUCAAAAUGCUGUUUCUGUUAUGUUAUCCAAUGCAGCUGCUUACCAGCCUCCGGUGAACCACGAGGAUUUCGGAAAGAAAUGGAAUGAGAUUUAUGGCAACAAUUUGCCACCUCUUGCGCUGUACUGUCUGCUUCAACCUGAGGAUGCUGCCGCCUCUCAGUUUUUGAUUGAGUACAUGGACAGAAUGGUGGAGUAUCCAGAUUGGAUGGUGUCCAGUGCCCCAAAUGAUGAGGUUCCUAUUGCCCACUCCCUCACUGGUUUUGCCACUGCGUAUGAUUUCAUCUACACCUUUCUUAACACCCGCAGAAGAUUGCGAUAUCUCAAGAAAAUACGAUCUGUUACCGAGGAGCUUUUCGAGCUCUCCAAGCACAGAGGAUGGGGAAAACAGUUUCUACAGAACCACCAGACAACUAAUAUACUAGCCAUUCUCAUUGGCGCUCUUGUGGCAGGGGAACAUAAUGACCCAGAGACCAUGAUAUGGAAGCAAAUAUCAGUGAACUACAUGGAAAAGACCAUGUUCCUUCUCAGCCACAUUGUCGAUGGCUCUCUCGAUGAGGGUGUUGCAUAUGGUAGCUACACAGCAAAAUCCAUCACUCAGUAUGUUUACUUAGCGUUGCGUCAUUUUCAGAUAGACAACACGCAGAACAACUGGUUCAGAGCUCACUUCAUGUUUUACUUUGCAACUCUGCUUCCUGGAUUUCAACGAACGGUUGGCAUUGCAGACUCCAAUUACAACUGGUUCUAUGGGCCUGAAAGCCAGCUUGUAUUUUUGGAUGCAUACGUGCUCCGAAAUGGCUCGGGAAACUGGCUGGCAGAGCAGAUUAGGAAGCAUCGUCCUAAAGAUGGACCCAUGAUGCAAUCAGCAGCCCAACGCUGGGCUACUUUGCAUACAGAGUACAUAUGGUAUGACUCUGAGUUAAAUUCAUCGCCUCCGCCUGACUUUAACAAAGCAACCAUGCACGUUUUCUCCAACUGGGGUGUAGUGACGUAUGGGGCAGGGUUACCUCAAGCUCAGGGUAAUACCUUUGUGUCAUUUAAAUCUGGAAAAUUAGGAGGGCGAGCGGUGUACGAUAUUGUCCAUGCCAAACCUUAUUCUUGGGUAGAAGGCUGGACGAACUUCAACCCAGGGCAUGAGCACCCUGAUCAAAACUCCUUCACUUUUGCACCAAAUGGACAGAUGUUUGUUUCUGAAGCCUUGUAUGGUCCUAAAUACAGCUAUCUUAACAAUGUGCUGGUAUUUUCCCCCUCACCCACCAGCCAGUGUAAUCAGCCAUGGGAAGGACAGUUGGGGGAAUGUUCAAAGUGGCUACGAUGGGGUGAAAAGGAAGUUGGGGAAACCGCCGGGGAGGUCAUCGCAGCUUCGUCGCAUGAGGACAUGUUGUUUGUGAGUGGAGAGUCUGCUUCAGCCUAUUCAUCCGCCAUGAAGCUAAAGAGUGUGUAUCGGUCACUUGUGCUUCUUAACUCUCAAACAUUAUUUGUGCUGGACCACAUUGAGAAACAUGAGCACUCCCCUCUCAGUUCCCUCAGUGCGUUUUUUCACAACCUAGACAUCGAUUUCAGAUACGUUCCUCACAGAUCGUUUGGAAAAUACAAUGGGGCUCUGAUGGAUGUGUGGGAUGCACAUUACAAAAUGUUUUGGCUGGACAUGCAAGGAUCCAGCCCCGUUGCCAGGAUACAAGAGGCAGAACAGGCUGCGGAAUUCAAAAAGAGAUGGACGCAGUUCUUAAACGUGACCUUUCCAAUGGAGAACCCUGUUGCCAGAGUUGCUUACUUGAUGUAUGGCCCAUACGUCAAGGUCUCGGACUGUAGAUUCAUAGACAAGAGUAAAAAUGGAGUAAAGAUAUCAGUAACUCUUAAUGACACUGAGACUGUUGUAUCAGUUGUAACAAAUUACAAAGACAUUGAAGCUAGACACAGUUACUUGGGCUUUGCUGGCUUUGCUAAAACAGAAGACAAUCAAAGAAUAGUUCAGUUUGGCCAGGGAAUUCAAACUUUGCCAAGUCAAGUCACAAACGAUUUUGUGUUUGACUUUGGAUUGGCAGUAAACAUCUCUGUGAUACUGACUUUAUGUUUUGCUUUAGCUUUCAUAAUAAAAAAGAGGACAUUUCAUGUGUCGUUCAAAAUGCUAAUUCAUUGCACUCUGAUAUGUGUGCUGUUUUUGUGGGUGACUGAACUUUUGUCUGUUUUUUACGUCUGCGAACAGCUCUCGUGCAAAGUCAAAUCAAAAGACAGCAGCAUAUAUGAUGGAACAGACUCUAGCGUCCCUGACCUCCUCCCCGUCAUCACCAUCACAUCUAUGCCGGGCUCUGGCGCGGAGAUCCUUCAGCUCCUUUUUGAUAACAGCUCUGACUUUGUAUACCUCCGGAUCCCUUCCACCUACCUGCGGUUUCCUGUGUCUCCUUUUGUCUCUCUGGUGGACGCUUGCGAGUGGUCUGGAGCAGAUGCUCAAAAUGGACGAUUUCGAGUUAUUCAGGGAUGGUUCCACUCCAUAGUCCACAAUGUGAAAAUGCACCUGCAGAACAUUCAGUUGCACCAUAGCAAUGACGAAACAGGGAAUAAUGUCAAAGAGAAAGGACAAAGAAAGAGAAGAAUGCUGCUGUCAGAGCGAACAAGGACAGGAAGCAGAAAGCGUUUGGACAUCGGAUACAUACAAGAGCUCAGGCAGCACCUGGUGAAGUACCCAAAUGCCCGGCCGGUGCUGAGCAUGGGCAGUGGUGGCUGGUCCUUGAAGUUGCCGUAUCUUCAAGAGGUCAUAGGUCGCUCACUUCGCUCAGUUCAUGUAGUCAGAGACCCACGUGCAUGGAUUUAUCUAAUGCUCUACAGCAGUAAGCCAAGCCUGUACUUACGUAAGAAUAUUAAAAGGCACAUCACCAACAUUUUUAAGCAGAACAUUGAUGGUGUGGAUCAGGGCUGUUCUACAGUGGACUCACAGUUUCUUCCUUUAAAGAAGAUCCUCUCCCAGCCAGAUCCCAACCCUGUACAGCUGCUAGCUCAGCUAUGGCUGGCUCACAAUUCAGCAGGGCUCAAGGUGAGCGCAAACCUCCCCACACACACUUACUUUAUAGUCAAAUUCGAGGACGUUGUAUAUUUUCCUGAAAAGACGGCGAGAACGAUACAUAACUUUAUUGGAAUACCUGUUGCACCAGCUGCAUUAAACCAGCUGACAUUUGCCACGUCCACAAAUUUGUUUAAUCUGAUGUAUGAAGGAGAUAUAUCACCUGCCAAAAUCAACAUGUGGAAGACGAAUAUGGCCAUAGAUGAGAUUAAACUCAUUGAGGAUACAUGUUGGCCUGUGAUGGAGAAGCUGGGUUAUAAAAGACAUACAGUCAGUCAUUCUUUUUUGUAAAUGUGUUUGCCUUUUUCAUAUUGCACCAAAAGAUCACUUUUGGGGAAGUAUGUCAGUAUAUUUCCUCCAAAUGUUGCAUUUUUU
Messenger RNA from Rhinichthys klamathensis goyatoka, 3764 nucleotides. It is a transcript of the gene dsela, whose product is annotated as dermatan sulfate epimerase like a. Gene Ontology annotation, molecular function: chondroitin-glucuronate 5-epimerase activity. The record is from RefSeq and is a predicted model, not a curated record. NCBI's taxonomy places the organism in Eukaryota, Metazoa, Chordata, Actinopteri, Cypriniformes, Leuciscidae. The coding region runs from base 102 to 3680 and encodes 1192 amino acids. The transcript has a single exon.